Drosophila hydei is the source of this 1040-nucleotide messenger RNA. RefSeq lists its product as uncharacterized. Lineage: Eukaryota; Metazoa; Arthropoda; Insecta; Diptera; Drosophilidae. Bases 62 to 802 code for a protein of 246 amino acids. The record is from RefSeq and is a predicted model, not a curated record. The transcript is spliced from 5 exons.
UACAACAUUUAACUUUAAAUUGUAUGCAAUAAAUAAAAAAAAUAUAUAAAUAAAUAACACAAUGUUAUCGCCACGUUUUUGCCACAUAAUUGUGCUGGUGAGCCUGGGCGCAGCUGCCUUUGCCGAGGAGUCAAUAAAUGCGGAACGCAACCACAAGAAACGUCAAAUCUAUCGAGAGCAAGUGCUGCCACAUGCGGGUGGCAAGAUACCCGACACCGCCUUCGAGACCGAUCGCUUGUUUCUGAACCGUUUGCAAAAGGAGGGCAUCUCGGUGCCAGAUGGCAUCGUGCCAGAGCAACGCAAUCCACAGGUUUAUCAAUACUAUAACAAACCCAUGCGCACCGUUUACCACAUAGCGCUCAGCUCCGAUGGCCGCUACACGCCACGAGAAGGUCGCUAUCAGUAUCGUCAGGUGCCCAGCGUAGAGACUACCUAUCUGUAUCCGCAGGCUGUGGGUCAUCCGUAUGUGUUCGUGCCGCCCAAGCAUGCAUUGCCCAGCUAUCGUCAACUGCAGCUGCAUAAUCCGUUGCUCAAUCAAGUGAAAUUCCAGCCUAAGAAAGUGCCCAAUUUUCUGGAACUGGCGCCCACCGUGGGCAAGAGCCAUGCAUCCAGCUCAUCAGCGAAGGCACAGUCCUAUCAAAAUGUGAAUCUGUUGCAUGGCCAAGUGCUGCCUGCCUUCAAGAAAACCGCCGGUGGGAGUAAGACCUAUGUGGAUAGCUAUGGCAAGACUCACCUCUUUAGUGAAUUUGAUGAUUUGCUUAACAAGCUCGACUUGAAUCCAGCAGGACAAAAGUUGUAUUAGUUUGCUAUUUUUGUUUCCUAAGCGCAUAAAUUAUAAGCCUAAGUUAAGCCAGAACAAUAGAAAACUCGUGACAAUAUUUGAAGCUUCGUUUAUAGAGUAUUAAAUGCUCAUUAUAACAAUGCCAAUUACGAACCGUUUACACGCAGUUUAAUUAUCUUAACCAAGUUGAAUGUACUUUCUAUUCAUUGUUAUUACACUCAAUCAUACCAUAUUUAAUAACUAUUUCUUGCAUUUAAGU